Messenger RNA from Anoplopoma fimbria (sablefish), 13705 nucleotides. Its product is annotated as E3 ubiquitin-protein ligase rnf213-alpha-like. Gene Ontology annotation, molecular function: ubiquitin-protein transferase activity; ATP hydrolysis activity. Gene Ontology annotation, biological process: negative regulation of non-canonical Wnt signaling pathway; ubiquitin-dependent protein catabolic process; sprouting angiogenesis. The coding region runs from base 141 to 12779 and encodes 4212 amino acids. Gene Ontology annotation, cellular component: membrane; nucleolus; cytosol. The record is from RefSeq and is a predicted model, not a curated record. The transcript has 54 exons. Lineage: Eukaryota; Metazoa; Chordata; Actinopteri; Perciformes; Anoplopomatidae.
GAAAUACCUUCAGAAGCAAACUGCUUAAUGGAUGGAAUUGUACGCAGUUUUCUGUUCCCCAUGAAAUCAAGGUAUGGGAUAAGUUAGUCUCAGUAUCCUUCAGUCAUGAGGAACACACUUCAUUAUGGAAAACCAUCUUCAUGAAGGAUUUUGAAGGAAAAUUUAAAAAAGAACCUCCAGAGGAUCAAAUUGGAAUAUACUCCAACAAGAUGGAAGAACUGAGCAAGACAAGUCCAUUGUUAUGCAACACAAUGGAGAAAUGUGCAUUGGAGGCGAUCGCAGCUAUUUGUCAGGAUAAAUCUGGCAGAGCCGCUUCAGCUUUAUUUCAGAAACAUGAUAUCACAAAGUUUGGGAAGCUGAUGUCUGUUGUUGUGCUGAAGACAUGGCCCACAGAUGUGAAGGGAGAUUACAUUGAAGGGGAGGACUUGAUAUUUGAGUACCUUGUAAAGUGGCCCAUGGCCAAAACUCUUUUCCAAAUGACAGGUGCAAGAGGAAGACUGAUUGAGAAAUUAUCAGCUGAAGCGCAAGUCAGGAUGACUUUAGCCAGUUCGGCAUUCAAAUCUGUGUCAGAGAAGUUCUUCAGUGGAGAGAUCCAGAUGAAAACUUUAAACCAAAUCCUCCAGAAAGAAUGUGAAUUUGUUGACUUGCUGAAGAUCGAUGGCCUCUGUGAUGAUGGUCGUUGUAAAGAUAGCAAAAACAUGAGAACAUUUUUGAGACAAAGAAAAGAGGAAGCAGAAGCUGUCCAUAUCGAGAGGGAACUGGUCAUAGGUCUUCUACAAAUCUGCCAGGAACUUCCAGAACAUGUCAAAGUUGACUUCAAGGGGUUGGACAAAAAACUUCAUCAGAACAUUGAGAUGAUGAAAUUGAAUGAAUUUAUGAAGGUUUGCACUCUUGAAGGACAGACCUCGCCUACAAUUGGGCAGGUCACUUAUUUCAACCUUUGUGAUAUCACGCGUCAAAUGGCUACAGAAUUGCUUGCCAUAAAGGACAGUGCAAUCUUCAAAAUGUGCUGGAAGAACCAAGUGGAAGAGCUGUCAAGAGACCAGCCUGAUACAGAUGACACUGAACAUCUUGAUGGAAAUGAAGAAAUCUACACUCUCGACCUGGUUUACAGCAAAGUAUUCCAGAGCUGCUACAGCAGGUACAAAGAACUUUAUGAUGGUCUGAAGAGUGGGGAACUGUUACUGGAAGAAAUAGACAACAUCUUUGAGGACUAUAAAGGAAAGUACGAAGACUUGCAGAAAGAUUUAGACAUCAUGUGCAGAACAAAUCCAUCGGAUAACAGAAGAUGGAUCGGAGAAAGGAUAAAGCAGAUUCAACUGUACCAUGAUCUUCAUCUUGCAAUGGAUUCUGCAAAAAUCAUCAUGGAUAUCAGGAACACAAUAUGCCCGGAAGGAGACUUUAAAGUACUGGAAACAUUGCUGCAAAUGAGUCAAGCCGACUUCAAGAAAAACAGCCUGAAUUGCUUAGAUGCUACAAUCAUAAUGGCCAAAAAGAUGCUAAUGGACAUUACUAAUGAGCGCAGUGAAUGUCUUCAGAAACUCAGUCGGAGCCAGGAGUUUGUCCUGUGGGUUAAAGAAGCACUUGAAGAUAUCAAUGAGCUGAAAGUUUUUGUUGACCUGGCAUCAAUCUCUGCUGGAGAAAAUGACCUGGAUGUGGAUCGAGUGGCCUGUUUUCAUGACGCUGUUCUUGGUUACUCGUCCAUUUUGUAUGGACUAAAGAAGAACUCUGAUUUUGAGGCCUUCAAAGAGUCAUUGUCAAAAUUGUGGAAGGCACUUGAAAAUGACAGAAAUAUCCCAACAAAGCUGCGGGAUACAGCGCGCCAUCUGGAUUGGUUGAAGACAGUUAAGGAAAGCCAUGGAUCGGUUGAAUUUUCAUCCCUGUCCCUUGCUACAUCCAUCAAUGAGAAAGGGAUAUACACCAUCAAGGCGCAAAACCAGAAAAAGCUCUCUUUAGAGACUUCUUUGAUGCUGCAAAUUCCAGAGGGACUUGAGAAAAACGUGACAUGCACAUAUGAGGACCUGAAGGAGUUACAAAAUAAGCUUAUGCUCAUGUCAGGACGAGGGGAACAAAAUCAGAGUGAAGUGGAACACUUUGCUGAGGUGUUUGACAAUGUACAAAGGCUCGCCAAAGCAUUUGUAGACCUUCAUGCUGCAGGGAACCCACUCUUCAGGUGUUGGGACGCUAAGAUUUUGUGCAAAAGUCAGAGUGACCCAUGUAUAAUUAUGGAAAUCAACUUUUGCAAGACCCUGCACCGCAUUGAAGUAUGUGGAGGUCUAGUUGAACAACUUACAGCACUAUCCAAGAAGAUGGAGUUGUUUCUUGAUGACUGGCAAAACUUCAUGGACAAACAGAGAUCUGAUCACUACUACUUAAACUACUUCACAGCAGAACAAAUAUUCUACCUGUGCAGUGUCGUGACUCUGACAAACGUAAAUGUAGAAAUAGAGGAAAAAGCUUUGAUGAUGCUCUCUUUCAUCAGACCAAGCUGCACAACAUCAGAUGUGUGGAGCACCUGGGGAAGGUUUCACAACCAAUUUGAGCCUGGCAAAAGGGUUAAUGAAGAUACUCACUUUCAAAGUCACUUUCUUCACCAGGAAGACAACGAUAUGUCUUCAGUCAAUGUGAGUCAUUUUACAGCCAAUAAUCCAUCAGACAAGGCAGACCAGACCGUUGGUUUGAAAGAACUGGAACAGUUGUGGAAUGGCUACAUGAAGAAUGAGGGAAUCUUUUUCCAUGACCUUUUGGACAUAAGGAGUUUAGGGGGUCUUUUAAAGAUGAUGACUCUCACAGAAAACCAAAGCAAAGAUGAAUGGGAAGAACCAGUGCUCUCUGAGACAAAAGACAAUUCAUUCAGACGACGACUCCCAAAAGGCCUCUACUCAAACCAACCGAAUCUCAUAAUCUGCCCACAUGAUGAGGUCCUGACUUCAAGUAUCUGCUUGUACAUGACCAGUGACUAUGAGCCACUGCCAAGUUAUGAUGAGGUUCUCUUGUGUACCCCUGCCACAUCUUAUGAGCAAGUAGAGCUUUUCCUGAGGAGAGUUCUCACACCAGGUGACAUUGGCCAGAAGAUUUACACAAUGCUUUGGGCAGACCAAUUAACCUAUGACGUAAGCUGUGCAAUGGAGAAGUGUUUUCAGAAACUGAGCUCCCUAUUUAAACAAGAUUGCAGGCUUGUGAUCUUUUGCAGCGCUGACAGAGAGCACACUUACAUUCCUACGGCUUUCAGCCAGUUCAAAAGAGACUUUGUGCCACAAGAGUCAUUGGAAAGGAUCCAGAAGUACUUGUCCAUGCAUUACACUGUCCCCAGCGAUUCCAAGAAGGCUGUGUUCAAAGGUGGCCAUUCUGUUGGCAUUGUCGCUUCCCGACGUGCAGGAGUAGGCAAGUCAUUGUAUGUCCAAAGAUUGUAUGAAAAGCUGGAUGGAAGUGAUGAACAAGGAACUGCAUUUAAGAAGUGCAUCCCACUAACUGAACAUGAGGUUGAUGACCACAAGAUUCUCCUGUCUUUGUAUGACACACCAAAACAAAAAGAUCUCAUGGUGUUUCACUUUGACGUCACAUCAUCAGUGCAAAAAGGCUUGAAUGAAUUCCUUUUCAAGCUUUUAUUUUUGCGUUACUUGAUGGAUUCAGAUGGGCUGAUGUGGCGCUGCAGCCAGAAACACUUGUACAUCAUCGAGUUACUCGAAUCAACAAAUCAUCAUCAAAGAAAUGACCCCGCAUCUGGACGAAAGGAGAACUUUGCAUUUUCAGACGUUUUCCCGAAGGUGUUUUGUCGUCCACCAAAGGAGGUUCUGGCUUUGGAAAUGAGGAGAGAAAAAAAUACUGACCCGGAGGGUGAUGACCCCCUCAUGGAUGACGAAAGUUUCAGGAGUGAAGCUUAUCAAAGACCAUACCAGUACCUUACACGUUUUUACAACAAUAACAAUCUUGACCAGUUCACUUACCAGGGCAUAGAAGGGACUCAUGCAGAGUGUCUUCAGAUACUCUUGAUCUACUGUGGCAUAAUAGAUCCAUCAUGGGCAGAGCUACGUAACUUUGUCUGGUUCCUAAAUCUUCAGUUACAAGACUGUGAGAAUACAGUAUUCUGCAAUUUUGAGUUUGUUGGAGACACUCUUCGUGGGUUCAAAAACUUUGUGGUUGAGUUCAUGAUCUUGAUGUCCAAAGACUUUGCAACCCCAUCACUAUGCAUCACCGACCAGAGCCCAGGGAGGCAACAUAUUGACGUCAGUGGGGUUAACGAAAGAGACUUAGCUCCAUUCCUCAUUAGAAAAAGGUGGGAAUCCGAGCCACAUCCAUACAUCUUUUUUAAUGAUGACCACACCUCCAUGACAUUUAUUGGGUUUCACCUGGAGCUCAAUAAUCAGAGAGGGGUUGAUGCCAUAAAUCCCCUGACACGAGAAGUGAUAAAGAAAAACAUCAUGACACAAGAGCUGUACAACGGCUUAAGACUUCAGAGAGUCCCUUUUAAUAGAGACUUCGAUCAGCUUCCUCGAGCUGACAAGAUUGAACAUCUGUGCAGUGUGCUUGGCAUCAAGUGGCCAACAGAUCCUGAUGAAACAUAUGAACUGACCACCGAUAAUAUUCUCAAAAUGAUGGCCAUUCAUAUGCGAUUUAGGUGUGGCAUCCCGGUCAUCAUAAUGGGUGAAACAGGAUGUGGUAAGACAAGGCUCAUAAAGUUUAUGUGUGAACUGAGAAGGUGUGGAGCAGCAGCCGAAAACAUGAAACUGGUCAAAGUUCAUGGAGGAACUACAUCAGAAAUGAUAUAUGAGAAAGUGAAGCAAGCAGAAAUUCUUUCAAGGACCAAUAAAGAGAAUCACGGAUUUGACUCAGUUCUUUUCUUUGAUGAGGCAAACACCACAGAAGCCAUCAGCAGCAUUAAGGAGAUCAUUUGUGAUAACUCUAUACAGGGACAACAACUUGGCUCGCAAACAGGACUACAGAUUGUUGCUGCAUGCAACCCCUACAGGAAGCAUACAGACAAGAUGAUUGAAAGGCUAGAGGCAUCUGGACUGGGAUACCGGGUCAGGGCUGAGGAGACUGAAGACAAACUUGGCUCCAUCCCUCUCCGUCAGCUUGUGUAUCGUGUUCAUCUGCUACCCCCCAGCAUGAUCCCUCUUGUUUGGGACUUUGGGCAACUCAAUGACUCAACAGAGCACAUGUAUAUUGAACAAAUAGUACAAAGACAGGCAAAGGCCAACUCAAUUGAGAAGCAUCAUAUUCCAACUAUAACUAAGGUGUUGACGUCUUCACAAAAGUUCAUGAGGGAGAGGAAAGAUGAAUGCAGCUUUGUCAGUUUAAGGGAUGUUGAACGUUGCAUGCACGUGUUUGCGUGGUUCCACAAAAAUCACCCCAUGUUUGCUGAGGAACUGAGAUCAUUCUUUCAAGAGGAAUGUCGGAGGAAAAAAAAGAUGUCGCCAUUUUCACCUGCUUGUGACAGAGUGAUCUGGGCACUCUUGAUGGCCACUGGAGUGUGCUAUCAGUCCUGCUUGGAGGACAAAAGGCUGUAUCGGAAAAUGAUCAAAGAGUUGCUUUCUUGUAACACUAGAGAAAUCCAACUCAUGCAAGACCUCCUUCUCAAUGGCGUACCCAUGGGUGAGACAAUAGCCAGAAAUGAAGCUCUGAAAGAAAACUUCUUCAUGAUGGUGAUCUGUGUUGAGCUAAGAAUUCCCUUGUUUAUUGUUGGGAAACCAGGGAGCUCCAAAUCACUGUCCAAAACCCUAAUUGCCGAUGCGAUGCAGGGCCCUGCAUCGCAUUCUGAACUCUACAAGAGGCUGAAACAGAUACAUCUGGUGUCCUUCCAGUGCAGCCCUCAUUCAACUCCUGAAGGAAUCAUCAGCACAUUCAAACAGUGUGCUCGCUUUCAGGAAAGCAAAAACUUGGAUGAAUACAUCUCAGUAGUUGUUCUUGACGAGAUUGGAUUGGCUGAAGAUUCCCCUAAAAUGCCACUCAAAACUCUGCACCCAUUGCUGGAAGAGGGCUGUGUUGACGAUGAGCCACAACCUCAUAAAAGGGUUGGGUUCAUUGGAAUUUCCAACUGGGCACUGGACCCUGCCAAAAUGAAUCGAGGAAUAUUUGUGUCACGUGGAGAUCCAAACAAGCAAGAGCUCAUCAAAAGUGCUAAAGGGAUAUGCUCAUCUGAUGAAAAGGUUCUUGAAAAGAUCAAACACCUCUUUGAUCCUUUUGCAAAAGCAUAUAUGACAGUAUGCGAAGAAGGCAGAGGUUUUUUUGGUCUGCGGGAUUUCUACAGUCUGAUAAAGAUGAUAUUUUCAAUCACUAAAAUCAGCAAUGAGAGUCCCACCGCAGAUGAAAUCACUGAAGCAGUCCUGAGAAACUUCAGCGGAAAAGAUGAUGUGGAUGUGAUGAGCAUAUUCAACAAAGAACUCACAGAUAACUUUGUCAAUGCCAGCAUCACCACCUUUAAGUUGGUCGAGCAAAGCAUCUCUCCAGCUCGCCAAGAGGAAGAAAGUCGUUACCUUUUAAUCCUCACCAAAAACUAUGCAGCUCUUCAGAUUCUGCAACAGAUAUUCUUCUGUCACCGAAUCCAUCCAGAGAUCAUCUUUGGGUCCAGUUUCCCAAAGGACCAGGAAUACACGCAGAUUUGUAGGAACAUCAAUCGUGUCAAGGUUUGCAUGGAGACUGGACAGACAGUUGUGCUUCUGAACCUUCAGAACCUGUAUGAAAGUCUGUAUGAUGCUCUCAACCAAUACUAUGUGACCCUAGGGGGUCAAAAGUAUGUUGAUCUUGGAUUAGGAACACAUCGUGUGAAAUGCAGAGUCCACAAAAACUUCAGGCUCAUUGUCAUUGAAGAGAAAGAGGUGGUCUACAAGCAGUUUCCAAUCCCACUGAUCAACAGAUUGGAAAAACACUACCUUGACAUCAACACUGUUCUCAUAGAUGAGAAGAAGGACAUUGCGAGACAACUAGAGAAAUGGGUUGAUAUUUUUGUCUCCUUAAGUGGUCAACACUCCAUGAAAAAGCAACAUGUUCCAAGUGAUGUCUUCAUCGGCUACCACUCAGACACAUGCUCCUCUGUGGUCCUGCAAGUAACAGAAAAUCAAAGUGAUGAAACAGAUUCUCAGACCAUCCUGAACAAAGCUAAAGACAUCAUGCUCAACUGUGCCACUCCAGACUCAGUUGUUCGUUUGGACAAAUCCAGACUGCCUGAUGAUGAAAGAGAACAUUUAAUGAAACAAUAUGUUCAAGAAGAGAUGCACAGUUCAUUGGGAGACUACAUUGUCCAUCACACACAGCAGUUGGAACAGUCCCAGUUCUUCUUCACUGAGGUCACAACAUUUUCCAGGCUGCUGACUGCAGCAGACACUCAACAACUGCAGGAUGUGAUAAAGCUUGAUGGUAUCAAACUGCUAUCACUGCAACAGUUUGACACAGAGUACUCCUUUCUCAAGAAAAUCCGGGAAUUUCUUGGCUCAACACCUGCAGACAAAGUGCUCAUUAUCCAAACAGACUAUGAUGAAGACUCCAGAAGGAGGAAUAUUCUUUCCUCAGCCAAGUAUUCAUGCAUCAAUGAAAUAAACAAGUGGGCCACUACUGGAAACACAAAGACAUUUGUGUACUUUGUCACCAAGCUUCCUCGAAUCGAGGGUGGGACCUCCUAUGUUGGGUUUCAAGGCGGUCCUUGGAGGUCUGUUCACAUUGAUGAUCUCAGAAGAUCAAAAGAGUUUGUGUCUGAUGUUCAUUCCCUGAAAAAUCUGCGCAUAAGUGAACUUUUUGAAGAUCCACCUGAGGCCAUGGAGACAGAAGAUGACACCGAUGUUCCACAGGAAAAGGACGCCAAUGUUUUGGGAGAUUUGUUUGAUAUAUCAGAACUGAUGAGGAGCUGUGUGCAGAGUGCAGUGAGCAUGCUCAGAGAUGCAGCAGACAGUGGAGAACUCAGCACUAAGAGAGUGGAGAGCCUGCUCACACUUUUGGAUGAAAGUCAGACACAAGGUGUGUUUGCAAACAUUUUGAGGAAGCGUCUCCACUCGCUGUUAGAGGACUAUGAGGCUAACAUCCCCAAUCCAAAAAGCUGGGUUCUAACAGAGGCAUCUAAUGUCAAUGCUCUUCAAGAGGGGGGGACAUUCCUACACACAUUGUGGAGGAAAAUCCAAGCAGUUGUCACUCCACUUCUAGCUAACUUGGUCUCAGUCAUUGACCGAGAUUGCAACAUUGACCUUCUGCUGAAUGAAUGCGAUGACAUCAGGAACCUAUGGCUUGAGAUAUUUGGGAGCAAAGAGAUGCUCCAAGUACCUUAUGUGAGGGUGGAAAACGACUCCAGUGUCUUAAUGGUACAAAGCCAUAGCACAGGUGGCAACACCAUGCAUUGCCGCAUGCCCUUCAGCUGGUGGAUCAAAGACUUCCUGGAUGGGCUCAUGAUGCACACAUCCAGACAUGAAGCACAUUCACCUCGUCAUUUUCAAGAGCUGUUCUUGAACACUCCACUUGGCAGUUACAUGGCUAAAAAUGUGGAUGAAAAAAUUAGGAAAGAAUUUUUCGAAAGGUAUCUGCAGGAUUUUGUUUCCAUGACAAUGAAAGGGGCAUCAGAUGAAGAAUUGCAGCUCUUGUGUCACUCCCUGGCCAGCUGUGUUGAUGAAUUACAAAGACGAAAAAGAGAUGAAGAGGAGCUUUCUCUUCCUCACAUCCACAUCGCCUACCAUUUCUACCAAAGUCGUCUUCAGAACCUCUCGCGGAUGAUGUCUCUUCAGCCUGAUGUUGUUUCUCUUUUGGGGAGAAACAAGCACAUUAGACAUUGUCCAGAGAUGGUUUUGGAUGUCCAUGCAGCCAAGGCAUGUGUUGAAUGCCUGGAGUCUGCUAACUUGGAUACUGAUGCUCUAUGCCAGACCUGGCUAAAGCAGGUGAAGAGGCUGCAAGCCUCUUUGGAGUUGAUUUGCUCUCAACAUAACACCAAACACUAUGGAGAGCGAUGCAAAGAAAGACUCAGUGAUGUCAGUAAUGGCUGGAAGCGCAUCUACAUCCUCUCACUGUUUGUGGAACACAUGCUUUUGGGUUUCAAUAAUGACGAGAAUCAGCUCAGAGCACUGGUCCUGAACCACAUUCAAACCUUAAGCAAGGUUCUAGAGGAAAAUGCUGAUGUAAAAUCAAUGAAGGCUUUUCAAGCCAUGAUUAUCGUACUAAAGUCCUGUAAGCAGGGGGCAAGUGAUCAGAUUUUCAGGUUUGGACUUCAGUGUGCGGUGUGCAUGAGGGAGCCCCAGGACCCUGUAGGGCUCCCAUGCCAUCACAUCUACUGCCUAUCAUGCAUCAGGGCAAGCCUUGACGCAGGACAGACAUCCUGCCCGCAUUGCAGACAACAGCUCCCAAACGAUUUUCAGCCACACGUCUCUGAAGAUAUAAUGAUUUCCAUUAAGAAAAAUGCAGAAUUCAGGCGGCGUUGCAAUGGUUUCUUCAUUGAUCUGCUCUCCACUGUGUGCUUCAAGGACAACACGCCACCAGAAACACAUGUCAUCACCCACCUGUUGUCCUACCUGAUGGUUGAGACAGAACAUAAACAGAUUCACACCAAAGAUCUGUCGCCUUUUGACGAGACCCCGGAUAGGAACCCAGUCGUGCGAUCUGUGAUCCUCAAGCUGCUUCUGAAGUUCAGCUUUGAUGAAGUCCAGGAGUAUUUGCAGCAGCAUUUGUCAUCUAUCGAAGAAAGCAGAUUUGUGGAUGAGGGGGAUAAAGCAGAGCUGUAUGCCUUGUACAUAAACUGCUUGGAGGACUCCAUGUGGGAGAAAAUGCCUCAGGAAGGCGACCGAGGAGGAGUGCUAAAGCCAUUUUACAAUGAUGAAACACAAUUCCUGCGCUUCAUUUUGGCUGAAGUCCCUUCUGUUCCAGCAACAGUAUCUAUUCAACAUCUGCGGCACAUCGCACGAUUGCGUCUGUCCCUCACCAUGGCUGCCCAGCUCAUCAGUGACAACUUGUCUGACAACAAUGUCCCAGACGGAGCAGAAGAUUUCCUGAACAUGAUGAUUAAGCUCUGUGAGGACAGUGGGAAUGAUUGGUACCGUGUUUACCUGAUCCGCAAGCUCAGCGAAUGGCAGGGUGUUGAGUCCGUCCAGACGCUGGUGAAACAACCAAAUUUCAGCUGGCUUUUUCCUACAGAGAUCCAUCAGCAGAAUGAAGAUGGAGGCCAGAUGGAUCAGUAUCUUGUGUAUGGAGAAGAAUACAAGGCGGUGAGGGAUGCAGUUGCCAGGGCAGUUGUGGGCGGUAAUGUCGAGCAGAUAGAAGACGUCUGUGAGAAAUGCACCGCGCCACCAAGGAAACGAACAAUGUUCAUCCUCCUGGCGCUUUUCCGAGAAGUUACUACUCUGUACAGAUCUGCAAAUACGGGUCUUCAUCCGACUCCUGAGCGAUGCCAAGCCUUUGGAGAGCUCAUCCAGGGCUCAACGUAUCUACAUCAAAGAGAAGUAAGGAAUUUUGCCUCAGCCUUGGUUCACAACAGGUUGGGAGGCCUGGCCAUGACCCCUGACAAAGCUAUUGUGGACAACAAUAUCAUCGAGCUGGCCAUCCAUCUGGCAGUUGUGCUGCUCACUGGGACUCACCUCCUGCUGAUGCCGCUCAAGCAACUUGGUCUUUCUCCUGAAAAUAUGCAGGUGGCAUUUAUACCCACAAUGCCUGAUGACAUGUUAGCUGUUGCCCAGGCAGUCAUACAACAAGACUAUGGGCAACUCACUUGGUAUGUGUGUCCAAAUAAUCAUCCAUGCUUUGUUGAUGAGUGUGGCCUGCCCAUGCAGAGAGGCAAAUGUCUGGAGUGUGGCCAGGAGAUUGGAGGGGACAAUCAUUUAGCCGUGUCUGGAUUCAGACAAAUUCAGCUGCAGCAGGAUUGCACAAAGCCUGGCCACAUCCUAGGAGACCCUGCCCAGGGAAACAACCCAGACACCAAAAACAUGUCCCUGAGUCCCUUCACUCUGGUCAGGCUGGUUACACAUUUGGCCAUGUUGGUGGGAGGAGCCUCAGAGAAGUCACAGUUUGUCCAGCACAUCAUCCAGCCGCCUGUGGAGGAUGUAUGUUUGUUUCUCAAUCUGCACAUAAUAAAGGAUCUGGAUCAGCUGUCACAGGCACUGGGAAGUGGAGCUGACGACACUGUUACAACUGUCCACUUGGUGCUCAGAUCCCUGCAAGAGCUAGUGCAGGCCAGUCCCUCUGGGAUUGAUCCUUGCCUAACUACCAAAGCAUCCAGAAACACCUGGGAGACUACUGUGGCUGCAGAUAUUAUGACGCCUCAGUUGAGGGAUCUUGACCAACUCCUGCAGGAAGCAAAGGGCAGCAUCAGGACUGACUCCCGUGUGUCCUCCAACUUCAUAAUGAGGACGACCUUCGGUGAUGAUUGUACCUUCCUGACCUCGCUGCCGCAGGGCUCUCCGGUCCACAGCUCGGCGGUGUGGAGCUGCAGGGAGAGGUUCUCAUUGCUCAGCCUCACUCACAUUGUACAGCAGUUUGACCAAAAGGAGGAGCUGCCUCUUCUCUGGAGGUUCCUGCAGAAGGAGAAAGACUUUCAGCAGAUUAAGCUCCUUCCAGACAUCCUUAUCCUGCAGAAACGCUUGGUGAGAAAGUUCCAGAACGCAACGGACCAGAUAGUGGGCUCAAUCAGGGAGUUCAUUGAGAAGCAAACAGAAAUGAGGAUGUGGUAUGAGAAACACAUUGACAUCUUCCUGAAAACAUGGAAUCUGCUCAGAGUGUCUGUAGCCAGCAGUGAAUUGAAGAUCCCAGAUGAAUUUUGCAGUGAGGAUUUGAACUUGAACAGCGAUCUGCAGUACCUUCUGCCCCGGCGGCAGGGUCCAGGCCUGUGUUCCACAGGGCUGGUCAGCUACUUGGUGGCACUACACAAUGAGCUGGUGAACGCUGUGGAUAGCCACACAGGAGACGACAGCAGCAGUUACAAGGUGACUGUGGCAGAGCUAACGGAGCAGCAUGUCAUACGCUAUGACCUGGAGAAGGACCUGCUUCCUCUGGUUUUAUCCAACUGCCAGUACAGUUUGGAACGUGGCCAUGAGACAAUAUCACAAUAUGACCUACCCAGGAUCCAGCAGCAAAUCCUCACCCGCUUCCUACAGGGAAAACCCCUCAUCACCCGCACAGGAAUUCCUACUCUGGUCAACACACAAGAGAGAGACUAUGAAACCAUUUUCAAAGCUGUUAAAGGAAAAGUGCAUCAGGACUCUCUGUCCUCCCUGACCCGGAACGCCUUGUCCAGGGAGCUGGACGGCUACAACGAGGUGUGUGAGGCGCUCAAGAUCACGGAGCUGCUCCUGGGUUUCCUCUCAAUGACGGGUGGUGAUCCAAUGAUGUCGUUGGUCACUUACCUCCAGGACAUCCUGAGGAUGGCCAACCACAUCGAUCGUCACAUAUUGCAGGCUCUGGGCAGAUGCAACCUCAGACACUGUGUUUCUCUGUGGCAACUCCUCUCCUCCCUCAAAUCUGAAAACAUGCUGCGUCUCAAGAGGGAGCCCUUUUCUGGGUAUCCAGCUGAGUACCUGAUGCCGCUGACUGAGGAGGAAAAGAUUGAGCUGAAAGGCUUCGUGUCCAGGGGAAAAGUGGACCAAUGGCUGCUUGAGAUGCACGAGUUCCUCCUGUUGAGUCUGGGCCGCCCCAGGGCCGCCAACGACUACAAUCCAUCCUGGAGGGUAAAAGAGACGGUGUGUGCCUACAUGGACCGUAAAGAAGUGGAGGUGCCUUCUUACGUGGAAGACCAGUUUCCUGAAAAUCUGCUGCUGUCUCAGAUUGUGGAGACGUGGAAAUGUGCCGUCACGGCCAAACAGGACUGGAUGAUGGAGGGAUGAACUGGACAAUUUAAGAGAGUUUGAUCAAAUCAGGUUAAUUGCUGAUCAUGCAUUCUCAAAACCAAAGAAGUUUGAUUAUACUUUGUUCUUACUUGUUUCUGUUUUUACAGAUUUUUCUGUGAUAAUUAUGUAUUAAAGACCAAAACAAUACCUUAAGGCUGUUAAAACAAUGAACUAUACCAAAAAUGAUGGAUCUUGAUGAAACAUUGGCUUGAAUAUAGAGUUUGUUUAGCGUUAACAUGAUCCAGCUGCUCAUUUACUGCCUUUUGGAACUAUAUUAGCAAUCAUUUGAAGAAUUACUGUCUGAGUCUCAUUUGAGUCUCAGGACCUACUCAGGAAAAUGUUUUAAGACUUUGAUAAGCAUAUACUGUGCAACUGUUUUAUAUCAUCAGUUUCAGAAUUACAAAUUUUACAUUUUGGGCUAAAUUUUUUGUUUUACUAUUAUAAUUACGGUAGUGGAUCUGCAUGAUGGACUAUUAAAGAAAAAAAUGAUACUUCACAUUUUAUAUUGGAUUUUUCCUUCACAUUAAAGAAUAUAUAACUGAUGGUUUGUGUGGAAAUUGAUUGUUUGUUUGAUGAUUUAUCUGGUUUAUGUUUGCUUGCUUAUUUGCAUCAUGUUUGGGGUUAUAGACUCUAGAAAAUCACGAUCGUAGUGAGUGACGACCGGGAUGAAGCACUCUUCACUGAGUUUCCAGUUUCAGAAAAUGGGAAGCAAAUAUUUCCGAGCUCUUUAAGUCUUAAAAAUUGUAAUAAUGAAAUAACUUUUUUGUUUUCUUUUUCAAAUGAGAAAUAAAAUGUGUGUUAAUAGGUAACAGACCCGAGUGGUAUCCAAAAUCUCCUUAGAUACUGGCCGACGGCCAUAAACCUAGAUGUAUCUGAUUUCAUGUAAAACUGUGAAAAGCAGAAGAAAUCUGUACAUGUUCAUA